AUGGCGGACAAUCAACUUGCAAUCAAUUCCUUGAGAGUAUUGGAAGAACAUGAAAUCAGAAUCACGAAUCUAGAACAGAUCGCUUGUGAACAAGCUAAACUUGAAGUUAGAAUUGCGAAAUUGGAACUGAAGCUGAUAUCUAAAAAUAAUCGUAAAUUCCAGAAUAAAUGUAUUCAGAUAGCUAUGGAAAUUCUUGAUGAGGGACCAAUAAUUGA
This is a messenger RNA of Diversispora eburnea, 215 nucleotides long. The record is from the annotation of a GenBank genome assembly. Lineage: Eukaryota; Fungi; Glomeromycota; Glomeromycetes; Diversisporales; Diversisporaceae.